AUGGAGUGCUUCGACCCGCUGGACUUCCUCAGCAGCGCUCCUCAAACCAUACCACCUAGCAGGAAGGACCCUUUGGAGCCGUUGGUGGCAGACGCUUUACCUGAAAGUGAGGGCUUGAAAGCUGAGGACAACGGCGCGACGGACACUGGGCAUAUAACAGUUCUGGACCUUCCACAUAUACAAUACGCAGACCCCUCCGCUGUCCUUGCAGUGCUGCUGCUCCUGCAACCUACCGCGCAGGUGAAUUUUGUUGGUGAUGAAUCGAAGGCCUGGCAACUAGUCGCUGAGGAGAAACAUGUGGCCGGUCCGCUGCUGGACGCGGCCCUCCAGUACUACCGCAAGUGGGGCAGUGGCUCUCUUUCAACAGAAGAGCAGAUAUGCUCCAAGAUUCCUGUAUUGUUGUUGCAUUACAACGGAGAGCUACUGCGAUACUACCUCUCAGUGCUAUCGCAUUACGAGGUUGUGGACCAUCCGCUAAAGGACGAAAUACUUAAACAGACAGCACUACGCAUAUCUGAGCGCUGUGGUCGUACCGCGCAGCCCGCAAUAACUCGUCAGUUUCUAGUCGACGGCGUGGCCCGGCCCAUAGUGCUUCAUGAGCCUGCCUUGACCAGCGAUAACCUUGGGCUGAAGACUUGGGGUGCCUCUCUGCUUCUAUCCCGUCGAGUAGCCGGCUUUACCGGCAAAAAACGCGUUCUAGAACUAGGUGCUGGCACGGGCCUGGUCGGCAUAGCGUAUGCGCUGGCGAACAUUGACGCGGACGAUGUAUUCGUGACGGACCUUCCCGAAAUUGUCCCGAACCUACGCCACAACCUUGCCCUGAACAAUCUUACCAACGUCCGCGCAUCCGUACUUGAUUGGAGCGAUCCCACCAGCUUCCUGCACGAACAUGGCGAGCUCCAGUUCGACGCUAUUUUUGUCGCAGACCCGAUCUACUCGCCCAACCAUCCGCAGCUGCUGGUACAAACCGUCGCCCGUUUUCUUGCACCGGCGGGCACGCUGUAUCUGGAGAUCCCAAUUCGAGCACAGUACGCCACGGAACGGCGGCUACUAUGGGACCUGCUGGCCGCCCAUCAUCUCAAAGUCAUUUGCACCGAGGAAGACCGCGGUAAUGACGAUUGGGGCGAGGUACAGUAUAUAUAUAAGGAAGUAGGUUGGAGUAAUAUACGCUGA
Messenger RNA from Eremothecium gossypii ATCC 10895, 1173 nucleotides. It is a transcript of the gene EFM2, whose product is annotated as S-adenosylmethionine-dependent methyltransferase. The record is from RefSeq and is marked provisional. The transcript has a single exon. Bases 1 to 1173 code for a protein of 390 amino acids. Lineage: Eukaryota; Fungi; Ascomycota; Saccharomycetes; Saccharomycetales; Saccharomycetaceae.